Messenger RNA from Lichtheimia ornata, 621 nucleotides. RefSeq lists its product as uncharacterized. The record is from RefSeq and is a predicted model, not a curated record. Lineage: Eukaryota; Fungi; Mucoromycota; Mucoromycetes; Mucorales; Lichtheimiaceae. Bases 1 to 621 code for a protein of 206 amino acids. The transcript is spliced from 4 exons.
AUGCGACUAGGACAACAGAAACAAGUACAGCGUCCUCUUCAGAAUGAGCUCGUCACUCUACACAAGUCCCUCGGUGGUGACGUUUUGGAACAAGCAGCACGUAUCCUUGAUCACUUUUCUGCCAUGGAGAACAGCAAACUUGAGAGGGGGUCUUUGAAUAUCCCUACGCACCUUAGUGACAAGCUUCAAGAGAAAUGCGAUCAGUUUGAGACCGUGUGUGACCAAAUCUAUUAUAUCCUGGAACAAUCCAAACGCGUAUUACAGCUGGAUUGGCAACAACAAAAAUUGGCUGAACGACAAAAACCCGAGCAACAGGACCAAAAUGCAUCACAAUCAGGAGCGAAUCAUGCCACCGUAUCCACAGCACCCGAUGAAGAUAUGGGCACUGAUUUGACCCUUUCGAACGUGGAUCUUACUGACAACGACGCGAUGGAAGAUAUCCAGCGUGACAAUGAUCAUCAAACAAACGACGUGGUGAUGGAAGAAGAAGAGGAUAUGGAAGAAAUGCUCCAGUUACAGCGAGAACGGUUGGAUAGGUUACGCAAUGUCAUUGUACAUGGUGUCGAUGUAGAAACUAUCAAAGCCAGUCAAUCCCAAGGCAAAGACGACAUCCUCUUUUAG